This is a messenger RNA of Fragaria vesca subsp. vesca, 1798 nucleotides long. Its product is annotated as probable DNA primase large subunit-like. Bases 1 to 1383 code for a protein of 460 amino acids. Gene Ontology annotation, biological process: DNA replication, synthesis of primer. Gene Ontology annotation, cellular component: alpha DNA polymerase:primase complex. The transcript is spliced from 18 exons. Lineage: Eukaryota; Viridiplantae; Streptophyta; Magnoliopsida; Rosales; Rosaceae. The record is from RefSeq and is a predicted model, not a curated record.
AUGUUAGCCGUCCGAUCCAGGAAACCCGUCGGAUACGACGACGUCCCGACUCUCCCCCUCUACCGCUCCGCCCCGGCUCUCGAUGUCCGCCUCGAAGAGUUCGAGCUUUUCGCCAUCGAUCGCCUCCGAGUGCUUAAAGGGAUAUCUGACGGAUUAUCGAGAGGAAAGAAACAUGAUGAAAUGGAGAAAUUGAUAAAUGAUCUUUGGAAAGCAAACAUGAGGCAUCCUCAGGCAUCCGAGGCCAUCAACAAGGACAUUAUAUCGCACUUUGUUCUGCGUCUUGUUUAUUGCAGAACGGACGAACUGAGGAAAUGGUUUCUUUCCAUGGAGACUGCCCUAUUUCGCCACCGUUUUCGCAAUGAAAGGCCUGAAGCUCAGAGGUCACUCAUGGCAGAAUUUGGUCUUGCCUACAAGAAAGUUGAUAGUUCAGAACUCGAGAGUGUAAUGGACAAACUGGCCCAGGUUGCGCGUUCCACGAGUCAAUCUUUACCCACUGUUGAUGCCAUAUUUUACAAGGUACCAUUUGAAGAAGUUCCCGAACUUGUCGCUAGCCGUAGAGUAUACAUCAGCAAGGGGAAUGCAUAUAUAGCCAUGAGUCAGGUGGUCUCCCUUGUUGCCACACAUUUCCGCAGUCAUCUGUCAAAGGCAUUGAUUUUGACUAACAGAAAGUGGACAUCAACUAUCGUAGAACAAGAGAAAAAUCGGUUGACUCCUAUAGUUGAAGCCCUCUCAACAAGCUACCUGGGCCCGGACUAUUCUCAGCCAAAAGAAUUUGCUGAGAUAUCAUUAAGAGACAUUGAUGACAUAGCUAAGAGCUCGUUUCCUAUGUGCAUGCGCCAUCUAUUUGAAAAGCUGAGAGAGGACCAUCACCUAAAGCAUGGAGGGAGAAUGCAACUGGGUCUCUUUCUCAAGGGUGUUGGGUUAAAGCUGGAUGAUGCACUUGCAUUUUGGAGAGCUGAGUUCUCACGAAAGGUUGGUGCCGAGAGGUUUGACAAAGAAUAUGCAUAUAGCAUACGCCACAAUUAUGGAAGAGAAGGAAAAAGAACGGAUUACACGCCUUAUUCCUGUCAAAAGAUCAUCUCAUCUACGCCUGGCGUAGGAGAUCAUCAUGGAUGCCCAUAUCGACAUUUCAGUGAAGAGAAUCUGACAGCUGCUCUCAGUAGAAUGGGAGUUAACAGUCGUGCUCUUAGUGAUGUAAUGAACAAAGUUCGGAAUAAGCAUUAUCAGUUGGCAUGCACCUUAACGUUUGAAGCUGUCCAUGGGACAUCAUGCGAAGCUGGGAUUAACCAUCCAAAUCAAUACUUCUCUGACAGUCAAAUAAUUAUGAAGUCAAAGAAUCAAUCUACAGCGAAGGACACGCAAAUGGAAAUAGAAUCUUCUUGAUGAGCAGGAAGUCUGAGCUCCAUUAAGUGGUUCAACAUAUCGCUGUGCUUCAGCUCUGGUCAGCACAAAUUUGAUGUCUUGCUGAUCGGGCUGAAGUAAUCAUGUAAUCUGCGAUAUGUAUGAAAUAUGUCUUGUAGAGAUAGACUCACUGAGAAUUUUUAUAAUUUUGAGCUGAUUUCUAUUCAAGUAGUUGAGAACUCGAUAUUUUUUUCCCCUCAUGUUACGAUUUGCUGCUCUUCUUGGAAUGCUCAUCUUGGUACUAUAAAUCACUCCACAUCAUCAACAGUAAUUUGUUUGACAUUUUCACUGUUAUAAGGUAUCAUCGUUCUAGAGUACCAACAAAUUGCUGUUACAACCAACCUUUGUAAGUAAUUUGAGUUCUGUUGAAUAAAUUUUGUACUUGUCAUUUUUCUGA